AGAUGAAGAAGCUGUGGUAAAAUUGUGUAAGCCAAUCGCGAGCCGCGCAUGUGCGCGCGUGUGCGCUUCUGAAAGCGGAUGCAGCAGUCAGUCUGACAUUAUCCUCAUUUUCCUGAUCAGGAUGUUGUGUUUAUCAGCUGUGUGUAUCUGCGCUGCUCUUCUCAUCACUCAGGUGUUUGGAAAAUAUGGCGUGGCUCAUUUCAGUGAGUUGGAAGGAAGCAGAUGGAAGGAAUACUGCAUCCACUACAACCCUCAGUGGACCUCCUUACCUCCACACCUCCAGACCACAUCUGCAGUGAAGGUGUAUGAUCUGACCUCGUCUUUGCUCUGCUCCGACUCGGACGUCCCCGAUGGGGGAUUUCCCGACGCCGUUGCCAUGGUGAUGCGAGGGAACUGUACGUUUUAUGAAAAAGUGCGCUUGGCUCAGAUCAACGGAGCAAAAGGUCUCCUGAUCAUCAGCAAAGAAUGGCUGUUUCCUCCAAAUCGAAAUCAGUCACAGCUCGAGGAGAUCGACAUUCCACUGGCUUUAAUCAGCUACACUGACUUGCUGGACAUUCACACGCGUUUUAAGGACAGGAAGCAGGUGGUGCUGUACUCUCCUGAUGAGCCAGUGUUGGACUUCGCCGUGGUGCUGAUGUUCCUCAUGGCUGUGGGGACGGUAGCAGGAGGAGGAUAUUGGGCUGGUGUUCGCGAAAUCAAAAAACGGUCAGAGGAGCAGGAGGAGGAGAGUAGAGAGAGGGAGGAGAAGGAGACGAUUAACCUGACUCCAACCACCAUAAUGGUGUGGGUGGGGAUGUGCUGCCUCCUGCUGCUGCUCCUCUACAAGUUCUACGAUUAUCUGGUGCACAUCUCCAUUGGGAUUUUUUGUGUCACUGCAUCUGUGGGUCUGUACAACUGUCUCUGGAUCAUUGUCCGCAGAAUUCCUGUAGCAACCUGCAGGAUUACUGAGAACAAGCUGCCCUACUUAAAGAAGUGUCCAGAGGUGCGAAUGCUGCUGCUGGGUGUGUUGUGUGUGGGUGUGAGCGCCAUCUGGGUUGUGUUUCGCAAGGAUGACCGGUGGGCAUGGGCACUGCAAGACACACUGGGGAUGGCCUGCUGUCUUUACAUCCUGAAAACAUACAAACUACCCAGCUUCAGAGCGUGCGCUUUACUGCUCGUGUCUCUGUUAGUGUACGACGUCUUCUUUGUUUUUAUAUCACCUUAUUUUACUAAGAGCGGGGAGAGCAUCAUGGUUGAAGUUGGAGUAGGUCCCUCUGAUUCAUCCACACAGGAGAAGCUCCCAAUGGUUUUGAAAGUUCCGUACCUGAACCUCGGUAAGGCGUCUCUCUGCAGUCACCCGUUCAUGCUGUUGGGUCUUGGAGACAUUUUGAUCCCAGGUUUCCUCAUAGCGUACUGCCACAGGUUUGAUGUUCUCAUAAGCUCAUCACGGGUUUACUUCCUGGUGUCUAUAUUCGGCUACACCAUGGGUCUGGUCCUCAGUUUUGUGUGUGUGUGGCUGCUGCAGUCGGCUCAACCAGCUCUGCUCUACCUGGUGCCCUGCUGUCUGUUCUGCAGCCUGAUGGUGGCGCUGUGCCGCUCAGAAUUUAAGCUCUACUGGAAUGGAAGUGUGUCUCUGCCUUCUCCCAUCGCCAUGACGCCUGUCACUCAAACCCUAAACCCGGCCAUGUCAGAGUCCUCGGCCAAUCAGGAGGCAGAGGCCUGUGAGGCUGAAGCUCCGCCUCCACUUCGAGAGGAGGGACGUCCUGAGAGGACAGAAGAACUGGAGCUGAAGAUCGCUAAAGACUGAACGACCAUUUAAAUGUUCUUAAAUAAUUUUUUUCUGAAUUUAUUUAUACAAGGGUUAUUUUUGUGUGUGCAUUUUUAACGCUGAUCUCAAUAAACAAACAGUGGACUGAAAAUAA
Messenger RNA from Silurus meridionalis, 1901 nucleotides. It is a transcript of the gene sppl2b, whose product is annotated as signal peptide peptidase-like 2. Gene Ontology annotation, biological process: membrane protein proteolysis. Lineage: Eukaryota; Metazoa; Chordata; Actinopteri; Siluriformes; Siluridae. Gene Ontology annotation, cellular component: Golgi-associated vesicle membrane; lumenal side of endoplasmic reticulum membrane; lysosomal membrane. The coding region runs from base 122 to 1786 and encodes 554 amino acids. The record is from RefSeq and is a predicted model, not a curated record. Gene Ontology annotation, molecular function: aspartic endopeptidase activity, intramembrane cleaving. The transcript is spliced from 15 exons.